AGAUAGAGAACAGACAGAGAGACGGGAAUAGAGAGAGAGAGAGAGAGAGAGAGAGAAGGGGGGAGAGAGCAGAGCAGAGAGCGAACCGUUUGAGAGUCCGUUUAUUCGGUUGGGUUUUGUAUAUACGUAUCGUAUAUAUAUAUAUGUGAAGGGGAAAACCAGAGAGCGAUGGUGUCGGACCAGGAGAUAGCCAAGGGAGUGGAGACUGUGCUCCGUCAAUCGGACCCUAACGCCGUCACAACCCUUAACGGCGUCUUGCAGCAGCUCGAAGCGAAGCUAGGGUUAGACCUCUCCCACAAGGCCACCUUCGUCAGGGACCAGAUCAACUUUCUCCUCCGUUCGCAUCCGCAUCCGCAGCCGCAACCGCCGCCGCCGCCUAAAGACCAUUUUGCCCUUCCCUACCACCCCCAAUUCCCUCCCCAUUUCGCCCUCCACCAGCAGCAGCAGCAGCAGCAGCAUCACCACCACCUUUACCGCGCCUCCGAGGAGCUCUCCUUCCGCAACCCUCAGCCGCCCCUUCUAGCAAAAAGGGAGCCAAAUGUUCAGAAUGCGCCUGCUAAUUCCUCCUCGGUUCCCAAGGAAAGUGCCCCAGCUAAAACCAAAAGAAGAGGAGGACCAGGAGGUCUAAACAAGGUUUGUGGUGUUUCACCUGAGCUUCAGGCUAUUGUUGGAGAGCCAGCCCUUUCAAGAACCGAGAUUGUGAAGCAGCUGUGGGCAUAUAUUAGGAAAAACAACCUACAGGAUCCAAGUAACAAGAGGAAGAUAAUAUGCGAUGAUGCAUUGCGUGUAGUAUUUGAGACAGACAGCACUGAUAUGUUCAAGAUGAAUAAACUGCUUGCCAAACAUAUUAUUCCACUCGGACCUACAAAAGCAUCUGCUCAAGCUAAAAGACAAAAGGUGGAAGUUGAGUCAGCAAAUGAAAAUGCUGAACCUGGUCCACCACCUGUUAUAAUAUCUGAAGCGCUUGCCAAAUUUUUUGGUACUGGAGAAAGGGAGAUGCCCCAGUCAGAAGUCCUCAAACGUGUUUGGGAGUACAUAAAGGUUAACCAAUUGGAGGAUCCUAUGAACUCAAUAGCAAUAGUAUGCGAUUCAAAGCUUCAGGAGCUUUUUGGAUGCGAAAGCAUUUCUGCAGUUGGCAUACCAGAGAUGUUGGCUCGCCAUCAUCUAUUCAAGCAAUGAUGCUUUCUGGUCGCCUGAAUCAGUAAGGGUGGAUACUGCCUUCGACGAGCUGUUGGUGACGGGUAGCUGAUGAACAUGUCGAUAUCUUUUUUCUUUUGGGUUUAACUUCUUUAGCUUGUUAUUAACAUGGUUAGAUGUUAUGAUGGUGCUCAAGUUGUCUAUCUAUGUGUAGAAUUCAAAAAAAAAAAAAGUAGCAGCCGGGGCUAGCGGCAAGAGUUGUCUUGUAAGUAUGCCAGGAGCGUGAUGUAGGUUUUGUUGCUCAAUCUUCUCUAAUAUUUUCCCAUGCAAAUGAAUUGCCUAACCUCCCUGGAAUGCAUAGAUGAUCAAACAAAAAAGCCCAUGCAAAUACAAAAUUCUAUUCUGAAUGAA
Diospyros lotus (date-plum) is the source of this 1548-nucleotide messenger RNA. RefSeq lists its product as uncharacterized. Gene Ontology annotation, cellular component: nucleus. The record is from RefSeq and is a predicted model, not a curated record. Bases 169 to 1179 code for a protein of 336 amino acids. The transcript has 6 exons. Lineage: Eukaryota; Viridiplantae; Streptophyta; Magnoliopsida; Ericales; Ebenaceae.